Phycomyces blakesleeanus NRRL 1555(-) is the source of this 912-nucleotide messenger RNA. It is a transcript of the gene MKL2, whose product is annotated as kinase MKL2 MAPK-like protein. NCBI's taxonomy places the organism in Eukaryota, Fungi, Mucoromycota, Mucoromycetes, Mucorales, Phycomycetaceae. The transcript has 6 exons. The record is from RefSeq and is a predicted model, not a curated record. Gene Ontology annotation, biological process: protein phosphorylation; intracellular signal transduction. Gene Ontology annotation, molecular function: protein serine/threonine kinase activity; ATP binding. The annotation marks the transcript as partial. Gene Ontology annotation, cellular component: cytoplasm; nucleus.
AUGAUCAAGCGAGGCUCGCCUUGUGAAGACUACUGUGUCCUGGAACAAAUCGGCAAUGGUUCAUUUGGCUCGGUUCACCGGGCUACUCACAAGACAAGCCAACGCACUGUGGCAAUCAAGAUUAUGAAACAAAAAUACAGCAGUUCUUCUGAAUGCUCACAACUACGUGAAUACAAAACAAUGAAGCAUCUCCUAUUACAUCCCAAUGUCGUCCAACUCUAUGACACAUUCUUGGGAUCUACCAAAGAACUUUGCUUCAUCAUGGAGUACAUGGAUGGAGGUAAUCUCUAUCAAUUUAUCAAAGAACGCCGCGAGACGAGCAAGACCAUCCUUCCAUCCCAAGCACGCGACAUUCUGCGUCAGAUUUUGGCAGCCUUGGCUCACAUCCAUCGUCAGGGUAUAUUCCACCGAGAUAUGAAACCAGAAAACCUUCUUCUCGGAACACCGGCUACACCGGACGGAUCGCCUAUCAUCAAACUGGCAGACUUUGGACUAGCAAGAGAACUCAAAAGCAAGCCACCGUACACAGAAUAUGUCAGUACACGAUGGUAUCGUGCCCCUGAAGUAUUGCUACGAUCAUCAUCGUAUUCUUCACCAGUAGAUUUAUGGGCUGUAGGUGCAAUAUUUGCAGAAAUAGUAACCCUCAGACCUUUAUUUCCCGGGCAAUCAGAAAUUGACCAACUAUAUCGUAUAUGUCAAUUGCUUGGAAAUGAACCCAGCUGUGAAGAAUGGCCUGAGGGCGUUAAGCUUGCACAUAAAAUAGGGUUUUCUUUCCCAGCUAUAUCUCCACGUCCACUCCAGUCAGCAUUACCAAUGGCUUCACCAGGAUCUGUAGAUAUCAUACGACAGCUACUGCAUCUUAAUCCAGCCAAACGACUCACUGCAGCAGAAGCUUUACUGCAUCCAAUUUUC